AUGGCGCAGGAGAAGGGAGUGCCCGGUGUACAGGUGGUCCCUCGGGAUGGGUCGGAGACCCCCACCCCCCCGGCGGUGGACCUCAGCAUGUCCCCCUUCUCCUCCCGCCACACCUCCAGCUCCCCAGAGACCCCCAACAGUGGCCACGUCCCGUCAGCAGAAUCCCACAUCCGUUAUGUCGAGGGCGGGGCCUCCUCGCAGACCUUCCAGUUCUUUGUUCCGAUUGGAGCAGGGCCGGGACUACACCUGCCGUCCUCCAUGUUCAUUGGCCAGGCCGGUGACCGGCGCACCUCUCCUGACCUAUCAGCGGAUGAGCAGCUCGCCUGCCACUGGAAGAAGUGUCACCUGCUGUUCGACUCCCUCCAAGACCUGGUCGACCACGUCAACGACUUCCACGUCAAGCCUGAAAAGGAUUCUGGGUACUGCUGCCAUUGGGAGGGCUGUGCACGCAACGGGCGCGGGUUCAACGCCAGGUACAAGAUGCUGAUCCACAUCCGCACCCACACCAACGAGAAGCCCCAUCGCUGCCCCACGUGUAACAAGAGCUUCUCCCGCCUGGAGAACCUGAAGAUACACAACCGCUCACACACUGGCGAGAAGCCCUACAUCUGCCCCUACGAAGGCUGCAACAAGCGCUACUCCAACUCCAGCGACCGCUUCAAGCACACGCGCACGCACUACGUGGACAAGCCCUACUACUGCAAGAUGGCGGGCUGCCUGAAGCGCUACACCGACCCCAGCUCGCUGCGCAAGCACAUCAAGGCCCACGGACACUUCGUGGCCCAGGAGCCCGGCUGCCCGGGCGGGGUGGGCUCCCUGCUGAAGCCGGGCCCCUGCAGCGGAGGGGCCCUCGCCAGGGAGGCGGAGCUCUCCUACCAGGGCGGGGCCCGCCUCCUGCUCCCGGGCGCGGCCGCGUUCCACCACGCCCUGCAGGGCCUCUCCGGGGGUCUGCCCCCCCUCUCCCCCGUCAGCGCCCGGCCCCUGGACCUGAGCGCCCUGGGGGGCCCCGGGGGGCCCCUGCCGGCCGGCUCGGUGCUGUCCUUCCCCGGCUCGCCCCUGGGCCUCGGGAAGGCCUCCCUGAUCUCCCCCGCCUACCCCCCCCUGAGGCCCCCCCCCCCCGGGGGGGAGCGGAGGGGCCCGGACCACCACCUGGUCCAGGGGAGGCGGUGGGGGGGCCGGGGGGAGGGGGUGCUGAACCUCUCCACGGCGGGGGCCCACGACCCGCUGUCCUGGGUGGUCAUCCCCCCCGGGGCCGUGGUGCUGAAGCCAGCUGUUGUCAACUGACACCUCCCCGCGCGCACACACACACACACACACACACACACACACACACACACACACACACACACACACACAUAGAUGUACACACACACACAGUCACACAAACCCACACACACACACAGUCACACCAACACACGCACACACACAGACACACACAGACAUGCUCACACGCAGACUCAAACAAAGAGAGCUCACACAAACACACACACACACACCCCCUCAUGCACACCUUACACACACACA
Molecule: messenger RNA, 1524 nt
Organism: Gadus chalcogrammus (walleye pollock)
Lineage: Eukaryota; Metazoa; Chordata; Actinopteri; Gadiformes; Gadidae
Gene: glis2b
Product: GLIS family zinc finger 2b
Exons: 6
Coding region: 1-1284 (427 amino acids)
Biological process (GO): regulation of transcription by RNA polymerase II; smoothened signaling pathway
Cellular component (GO): nucleus
Molecular function (GO): DNA-binding transcription factor activity, RNA polymerase II-specific; RNA polymerase II cis-regulatory region sequence-specific DNA binding
Source: RefSeq, a predicted model, not a curated record